Molecule: messenger RNA, 2010 nt
Organism: Cuscuta epithymum
Lineage: Eukaryota; Viridiplantae; Streptophyta; Magnoliopsida; Solanales; Convolvulaceae
Source: the annotation of a GenBank genome assembly
GUGACGAGAAGUGUUAUUGAGUCCAAAAAAUGAAUUGUUUGUGCAGAGACAAUUCGGGAUCACAAACGCUUUCCUUUAUUAAACUUAAACUCAAGCGUAAUUGUCUUUGGAGAGACAAUUACACUUUGGGUGUGUAAGCCAAUGUGUAACAUGGUGUACACGAAGCUAAAUUCUACUCUUUUCAUGGUCCAAACAGAACCCUUAUGUUCAUUAAUUAAUCUGUCUAAAUAAAGAAACAUAUGGUUCUUGAUAAUUUUUUGAUGAUAGGCUAAGGAGGGAAUCGGUGUUGUGGCCAAUUUCCCAUAACAGAGUCAAAUACAGCCGGCCAUUGUUGACUUGAAACUUGAAAGGAAGAAUUUCCACCAACUCCCCUUUCUAUAGAUUCAUAAGGAAGCAGGCAAAGCUGUAAAGCAAAUCAAACAGAGAUCAGAGAUGGAAAAGGCUGAGUUGAUAUCAAGUUGCUUAGUCGGAGCGGCGGCCAUGGAGGAAGUAGACGGUGGCAUCCCAAGAAUUCACCAAAUUGAAUUGACUCCGUGGGAUCUAAAGUCGAUGCUCCUUGACUACAUCCAAAAAGGUCUCAUCUUUCCUAGCCCCAAAAGCAGCAGUAGCUUUAUAGAUCAUCUGAGAGCCUCACUCUCUUCCACUCUCCACUUUUUCCCGCCGCUCGCCGGCCGUCUCUCCGUCGCAAAGAACGACGACGGCACAACCUCCGUCUUCAUCAACUGCAACAAUCAAGGAGCAGAGUUCGCCGUGGCCAACGCCGCCGGCGUAACUCUCGCUCAGAUUCUCGAGCCCACCAUCGUGCCACGCAUCGUCCAUUCUCUCUUCCCGUUCAACGGCCUCUCCAACAUCGACGGCGUCUCUAACCCCUUGCUCGGCGUGCAGGUGACCCAACUCGCCGAUGGGUACUUCAUCGGAUGCGCCAUGAAUCACAGCGUGGCCGACGCUUCUUCCUUCUGGCAUUUCUUCAAUUCUUGGGCCGAAAUCUCCCGAGGUUUCCGCAAGCCAUCCAUACCUCCCGUUCUACACCCGUGGUUCCCGGAAAACAUGAAAUCCACCGGCCCACUCCGUCUCCGAUUAGAUCUCGACAAAGAAAAAAAGCUAUCCCUUUCUUUCAAACCGCAGCCUUUCCAGGAAAGGGUAUUCCAUUUCAGCCAAGAAAGCAUCGCUAAGCUCAAACUGGAAGCCAAUUCCGAAAUGGGUUUUUCAACAAUCUCCUCCCUGCAGUCAUAUGUGGCCUACCUGUGGAGGUCAAUCACCCGGUCCCGUCGGGUCAACGCCGCCGAAGAGGUCUUCAUAUACGUCCCGAUAGGGACGAGAUGGAGGAUGGAUCCGCCGCUUCCGGAAGGGUAUUGGGGAAACGCGAUUUACAGCAAGAUGGUGAGGGUGAAAGCAGGGGAUUUGCUUGAGAGAGGAUUGGGAUGGGCUGCUUGGCAAAUCCAUCAGGUGGUCGCCGGGAAAAAACACGAAGAGGCGGUGGAGUUUUACGAAAACUGGGUGAGAUCUCCGGCGGUGGCGCGGAAGGAGACUCUGUUCUGUACCAAUUUUCUGGGAAUCGCUAGUUCGCCGAGAAAUGACGUUUACGGGACGGAUUUCGGGUGGGGGAAGCCGGUGGCGGUGAGGUGUGGGAUGGACAAUAAAGCUGACGGGAAGUUCAGCCUGUUUCCGGGAGUGGAAGAAGGGAGCGUGGACAUUGAGGUCUGCCUUCUUCCCCAAACGCUACUUGCUUUGGGAAAUGAUGAAGAAUUCAUGGCUUUCGUUACAACUUGAGCUAAAUAUUAUACCUGGUGCCAGUUUAUUAGUCCAUGUAAAUUGGCUUGUUUGGUAACUUUGGUUCAUGGCUGUAGAAUUCAACUUCUAUUCUUAGCGACUUCUCUUCCUAAAGUGGCCCGGACAGGGGCGGACCGUAAUAGAGACCCAAGGGUAGGGGCCCCUCCAACAAUUUUUUUAGUGUAUAUAUAUACCAAAAAAUAAUUUUCGUCCUCCCAAAAAUAUUUUUUUUUAAGUUAC